Molecule: messenger RNA, 1087 nt
Organism: Maylandia zebra (zebra mbuna)
Lineage: Eukaryota; Metazoa; Chordata; Actinopteri; Cichliformes; Cichlidae
Gene: tnnt2e
Product: troponin T2e, cardiac
Biological process (GO): cardiac muscle contraction; sarcomere organization; regulation of muscle contraction
Cellular component (GO): troponin complex
Molecular function (GO): troponin I binding; troponin C binding; tropomyosin binding
Source: RefSeq, a predicted model, not a curated record
UUGUCUUUGUCUGGCAGCUGAAGAAUAAGACCAGUACUUGUGGCUAAUCCCAUUUUUUCUUCAAGGAAUAUAUAGGAGGUAACUGUGAUCCAAGAUGUGUGAUCAAGAGCUAGAAGUAGAAGUUAUCGAGGAGAUUCUGGAGGAAGAGGCAGAGACGCAGCAAGAGGAAGAAGAAGCUGUUCCUGAAGUCGAAGAACCCCCGGUUUCAACAGCUGAAGAGCCUGCAGAAGACGCCGAGUCUCCAGCUGUGGAUGAAGAUAUGACAGAUGAAUCCAAACCUAAACCAAAGCUGUUUGCACCACCGCUGACUGUGCCAAAGAUACCUGAGGGAGAAAAAGUCGACUUUGAUGAUAUCCACAGGAAGCGUCAGGAGAAGGAUCUGACUGAGCUGCAAUCUCUGAUCGAGGCCCACUUCAUUCAGAGAAAGAAGGACGAGGAGGAGCUCAUCGCUCUCGUUAACAGGAUUGAGAAGCGUCGUGCUGAGAGAGCUGAGCAACAGAGGAUCAGAACCGAGCAUGAGAAGGAGCGGCAGAAUCGGCUUGCUGAAGAAAAGGAGAGGAAGGAACAGGAAGAGGCCCGCAGGAAGCAGGACGAGGACGCCAAGAAGAAGAAGGCUCUCACAAACAUGACUCAGCAGUACUCUGGCUUCCAGCAGAGGCAAGACGGAAAGCGGGGAGCGAAGAAGCAAACGGAGAGAGAGAAGAAAAGAAAGAUCCUGGCGGAGAGGAAGAAACCUCUCAACGUCGAGCGUCUCAACGAGGACAAACUGAAGGAGAAGGCCAAUGAGCUCUAUCAGUGGCUGUGGAUGCUGGAGGCUGAGAAGUUUGACUUCACCAAGACACUGAUGAGACAGAAAUAUGAUAUCACUCUGCUCCAGGUUCGUGUUCAGAACAGCCAGAGCGCCAAAGGGAGAGGAAAGGCCAAGGGCAGAGUGAGAUAGAUGGAAACGUCGACAUAUAUUCUCAGAGGAGCCAUCUCACCACGAGUGCCCGUGUUGGAAUUUGUUCUCAAUCUGCACUUCAGUAAUCUCAGUUUUGUGCCUUUUAGCCCUUAGCCUUUACAAACAAUAAACAGACUUGUGCUUUUA